AGCCUUUCCUUGUAAAAUCAGUGCAAUGUGAUUGUUAUUAAUAAAAAAAAAUAAGUUUAACUUUAAAUCGAGCUAUAGUUCAAUACAUCUCUCUGCAGAAUAUAUUGCUUUAUUGUGUUGUGUGAAUUAAACGAAUUAUUAUUUGUGUCGGUUUUAUAAACAGAUUUUUUGCAUAUUUUUUAUUAGUUAAAUAUGGCUUUUAUUUCAAAUUUAUUUGAUAACUACACAGCAAGUUUAUACGAUAUAAUUGUGGAGUACGUGGACACCGAAUACAGUUUGUGGCUGACAUGGUUUCUGAUGCCGGUCAUCGUCACGUUCAUGCUGCCGGCUGUCAUCAUUGUGCUGAUCUACAUGAGCAGCGUCAUCUUCCAUCUGUACAGACUCUACAGAUUGCGUGUCGCGGAUGGUGUUCAAAGCGAUUGGAGACAAGCGGCUCGACUCGCGGUCUGCGCGCUGUGGGACGCCCACGGCUGGCUGUUUCAUGGUUACGAAAUAGAUGGUAUCGAGAACAUCCCGGACGGCCCGUUCCUUCUCAUCUACUACCACGGCGCCCUCCCCAUCGACAUGUACUACUUCAUAGCGCGGAUGUCGCUCUUCAAACGGCGACACAUACACACGGUGGCGGAUCGAUUCAUGUUUAAGAUACCCGGUUGGAAGUCGCUUCUGGAAGGGCUGUGUGUGAUCCCGGGUACGGUACAAACGUGCGCAGGAGUGUUACGCAGUGGAAACUCCCUGGCCAUAUCCCCGGGCGGUGUCUAUGAGGCCCAGUUUGGAGAUCACUAUUACAGACUUAACUGGAAAUCAAGGAUUGGCUUCGCGAAAGUCGCCCUUGAAGCAAAAGUGCCAAUCGUCCCGAUGUUCACACAAAACGUGCGCGAGGCGUUCCGCACGGUGGGCUGGCUGCGCGGCGUGUGUCUGCGCAUCUACGCCGCCACGCGCAUCCCGCUGGCGCCCGUGUACGGGGGCUUCCCCGUCAAGAUGGUAACGCACCUCGGUCCGGCCAUUCCCUACGACCCCACGCUCACGCCGGAGAUGCUUCAGCAGAAGGUCGCAAGUGCAAUUGAAAGUUUGGUCGAGGAACAUCAGCGAGUACCCGGUAGCAUCUUACUGGCCCUCAUCGAGAGGGUCUACCAGAUGCCAAAGAAGAAGAACAAGAAAACGUACACGAAUGGCAACUGUCAAAAUGGCAUCUCUAAAAAGGAACAGGCGAGCAGUUUGUGUGAAAACAGUGACAGUGAUAAAGUCAAGUUAUCCUAGUGUGGAGAGACUUAAGAAUUGUGAGUAAAUAUGAUUCAAUGUAUGUAUGUGUAAAAUGCAUUAUGCUUUGCGUUUUAUCGUGCUGGUAACAUUGGUGAGUGAAUUUAUUAGAUGUACAAAUAAAGCAUUUUUCUUCGAUAACUUCCAUAUGCGUUUAUAAUUAAUGAAUUAUAAUUUGCUUUUA
Vanessa atalanta (red admiral) is the source of this 1441-nucleotide messenger RNA. RefSeq names its product transmembrane protein 68. Lineage: Eukaryota; Metazoa; Arthropoda; Insecta; Lepidoptera; Nymphalidae. Gene Ontology annotation, cellular component: membrane. The transcript is spliced from 7 exons. The record is from RefSeq and is a predicted model, not a curated record. Gene Ontology annotation, molecular function: acyltransferase activity. The coding region runs from base 193 to 1257 and encodes 354 amino acids.